Molecule: messenger RNA, 897 nt
Organism: Dermochelys coriacea (leatherback sea turtle)
Lineage: Eukaryota; Metazoa; Chordata; Testudines; Dermochelyidae
Product: taste receptor type 2 member 7-like
Exons: 1
Biological process (GO): G protein-coupled receptor signaling pathway; detection of chemical stimulus involved in sensory perception of bitter taste; sensory perception of taste
Cellular component (GO): membrane
Molecular function (GO): G protein-coupled receptor activity; bitter taste receptor activity
Source: RefSeq, a predicted model, not a curated record
AUGUUUCCUGCAAUUAUUAUUGGUUUGAUCGUUUUAGAAAUUGAGUUCAUUACAGGAAUUAUAGCAAACAGAUUGAUGAUCGUUGUGAAUUGCAGUGAGUGGAUCAGAAGCAGAAAACUGACCUGUUGUGACAUGAUCCUGACUAGCCUGGGCAUCUCCAGAUUUUUCCUACAGUGCACAUUUAUCAUUAAUGGUACCAUCUUUCAAUUAUCGAGAACAUUGGCUGUUGUCUGGGUGUUUCUAAAUACUCUCAGUCUAUAAUUUGCUGCCUGGCUAAGUGUCUUCUACUGGGUGAAGAUUGCCAACUUCAGCCAACCUCUCUUCCUCUGCCUGAAGUGGAGAAUAUCAGGGCUAGGGCCACAGCUACUCAUGGGAUCCUUUCUGGUCUCCUUGGUCACCUGUCUCCGUUCAGUUAAUGCCAUAGACAGAAAGUAUAUAGACAAUUCAAUGAAUAAUCUGUCAGAAAACACCACCGGCGAAUGUCAGUAUAAGGUUGAUUUAUCUUCUAGCCUCUUUAUUUUGUCCAUGCUUGGAUAUUCCUCUCCCUUCAUUAUAUUUAUGAUUUCCGCCAUACUGUUAAUCAUUUCCCUGUGGAGACACAGCAAGAGGAUGGAAAAAACCACUAGCAGCUCCAGGGACACCAUUACCGAGGCUCAUGUCAGAGCAAUUAAAGGACUGAUCUCUUUUAUUUUCUUCUACAUUUCUUAUUUUAUGGCACUAGUAUUGUCAGAAUUAUUUACCAACAUCAGCCCCUACUUCAUAUCAUUAUUGGCAGUGAUAAUGGGUGCUUAUCCCUCUGGGCACUCUGUUAUCCUAAUUCUGGGUAAUCCCAAACUGAAGAGAGUAGCAGUGAGGGCUUUGCACUUUGCCAGGUGCAGGCUGAGAGAUGCGGUUUGA